GCGACAAUCUACUGUCGCUUCCACCCCUCUGGGUCGCAUCGGCGUGUGUAAACAUAUGACGAUGUCUCUCACAGAUCUCGUCCGAGUUGUGUCGCCCGACGUUGACGACGAAGAACCCGAGGACAUCUUCUCCUUCGCUGCCGGCCUCAUCUUCCCCGACGACCUGCGAAACUUCCACGGCGACGACCGCAGUCUGCUCGUCUAUAAGAGCGCCCGCUUUGGCGAUGUCGAACUUCGCACUGCAGAUCCUCGGCAAGAAGAUCAUCGCCGACUCUUCGCGCAAUAUCUGUGGAAUGCGGGAUUAAAAAUGGCCGAGAUGAUCAGCCACGAGUCUGACGAACGCUGGCGUGUACAAGAUAAACGAGUCCUCGAACUCGGAGCAGGUGUUGGAUUAGGCGGCAUUGUAGCCUGUCUCGCAGGAGCAAGUGAUACCGUGAUAUCUGACUAUCCAGCGGACGUGUUACUGGACAACAUCCGAAGAAAUGUCAAGCACGCGGUUCCCGAGUCUUUAGCAGGUCAAUGUGCUGUGCAGGGCUACGCUUGGGGCGAUGUGGAGUCGGACUUCGCGAAGCAGAAUGCGCAUUCCUUUGGUCGAAUCAUUGCGGCAGAUUGCUAUUGGAUGCCGCAUCAGCAUGAGAACCUGGUCAAAAGCAUGCUACACAUGUUGAGCCUUGACCCGGCAGCGAGAGUGCUUGCCAUUGCAGGGUUCCAUACUGGACGCGCGAAGCUGGCUGGAUUCUUCGAGGAGGCUGUUGCACGAGGCCUCGAUAUCGAGGAUAUAUAUGAGGAAGACGCGAAGGGCGUGAGAAGGGAGUGGUCACCGGAGCGGGAUGGUGGUAGGGAAGACCAUACAGAGCGCAAGCGAUGGCUGGUCAUUGCUGUGCUCAAGAGGGGGCAGCAAUGAGAGAUCAAUGUUUGGCGAAACAUGCAAGACUCCCAAGAGGCCAAAGGUCCGACAUGCUGCAUCGAGGCAGCACGCAGGACGAAGAAAGUUAUGUGCCUGAAUAUCGCGUUGAGCCCGUACAUCCACAUGUAUCAAGGCAUACCCCCUAGCUUCAUCUUCAAUCGGAAGUACUUUGCAGACUGCACAUGAUCAAUCCAGCG
This is a messenger RNA of Cercospora beticola, 1104 nucleotides long. RefSeq lists its product as uncharacterized. NCBI's taxonomy places the organism in Eukaryota, Fungi, Ascomycota, Dothideomycetes, Mycosphaerellales, Mycosphaerellaceae. The record is from RefSeq and is a predicted model, not a curated record.